ACCAAGACCAGUCUUCGCUGGGUUCCUCUUCUUGACACUCUCUUAAGAUGAAGUCUGAACUUCUGCUGGUGUUGGUUUUGUCUCUCUGUGUGAGUAGUAAGCCUCUAUCCAAAAAGAGGACAUAUAACAAACUGCUGCUUAUAUCUUUUGAUGGAUUCAGAUGGGACUAUGACCAAGAUGUACACACACCAAACUUGGACGAGCUGGUUAAAGAGGGAGCUAAAGCAAAAUACAUAAAUCCCCCAGCGAUCACCAUGACAUCUCCAUCACACUUUACAACUAUUACUGGAAGAUGGAUAGAGGAUCAUGGUGUUGUCCACAAUCUGAUGUUUAAUACUUCCACUGGCAAAAUAAUUCCCCAUAAAGGAACACUAAAACAAUCAGAGUGGUGGGAUAAUGGUGCUUUGCCCCUGUGGAUAACAGCCCAGAAUCAGGGUCUUAAAACAGCAUCUUUCUUUUAUCCGGGUGGUGGAGUAAAUUACACCGGCCAAGCUGUGUAUCGUUCCCUUGUGCUAAGUCAGAAUCAUCCGGAUGACAAUGAAACAGAGUGGAAGCAGAACAUCGACACUGUUAUGAGAUGGUACACGGAAGAGGACUUUCACUUUGUUGCUCUUUACUAUGGAGAACCAGACAACGUGGGCCAUGCCAAAGGCCCAGAAACCCCAGAGAGAAGAAAGAUCAUUGAACAGAUCGACCGCACUAUUGGUUAUCUUAGGGAGGCUAUUCACAAGAAUGGUUUGACCGAUCGUCUUAAUGUCCUAAUCACCUCGGAUCAUGGCAUGACCACAGUCAAAAAGUCCCCUGAAGUUAAGGAGAUAAAGCUUAACGAAUACAUGAGUUUUCUGAAUCUGUCCCAGUUUGAGUUGCUUGACUACGGUGGGUAUGGCAUGAUAACGCCUAAACAGGGGAAAGAGAAGGAAGUUUAUGAUGCCCUGAAGAAUGCCCAUCCAAAUCUCAUGGUCUAUAGGAAAGAAGAGAUUCCAGAACAUUUUCACAUAGCCAAAAAUGAAAGAAUUCAGCCUAUUGUUCUGUUUGCAGACCUGGGUUUUAAUCUAAACUCGAAAAUCAUAUUGUAUAUCAACAAAGGAGAUCAUGGAUUUAGUAAUGAUGAAAUGGAUAUGAAGAUGAUAUUUCGAGCUUUUGGGCCAGACUUUAAGAAGAAUUUCUUGGCUGAGCCAUUUGACAGUAUCAGCAUCUAUCCAUUGAUGUGCAAGCUCUUGGGUGUCGUUCCAGAACCAAACAAUGGAAGUCUUAGUGACACUAAAGGCAUGCUAGUGGAUGACUUUGAUGCUGGUGAAAGAAUCAAGGUGUCUCUAACCAUACUGAUAAUGAUGCUUAUUUCAAACAUCAUCUAAAGUCAAUUGUCAAGAAUGCUGGUUUAUAAUGUGUUACCUAAAUCAACAAACCUUGAGAAAAUAGUUGGAUUAUGUUCAUUUGUAAGUCAUAGUUUUUCUGAUAAUAUAUAUCUAGUGAUAAUUAAACAUUGCAUUUCAUAUUUAUUAUAUUAUGUUAAAUAAUACAAGUAUAAAUUGGACUUUUUUAUUGGGCACACAAGUAAGCAAGCAAUGGCAAUAAAAUCAAAUAUAGCAAACAUGAAGCGUGCUCACAAUAGUCACCAAACUGGAAAAAAGCAUCAGUUUCUGCAAAAUUGAUUUGUAUUUCACACAAAACUGUGAAUAUAGCAAAUGUGAUGUGAUUUUUGAAUGCAAGUUUCUAUAAAAUAUUUAUAAAAUAAGUUUCUAUAAAAUAUCUCAAUUGUCCCCUUUUAUGUGGAUUUAAAGCAUAAAUACCCAUUAUUGUAUGUUCAAAGUACUGCAAAUAAACAAAUGCACAGACAUUAUGAUCAAUAGAGCAUUUUACACAGUACAAUAUACAGAGAAGUCAUCACAUAUAUAUUUUUACUAUAUACAUUUCAUGCACAAGAAAUAUUUCUGUAAAAUUAUCCAUCAGUGGCAGAAUACAAUCUUACAGCAUACAAAACAGCUUUUGUGUUUUAUCAAAAUUGAAACUGGAAGGCUGUACAAACAGGUUAACCAACAUUUAGACAUUCAUGUUAACAAGUCAUGUUAAAUGCAAUCCAAUAAAACAAAUGUCUUCCCC
Misgurnus anguillicaudatus (oriental weatherfish) is the source of this 2100-nucleotide messenger RNA. RefSeq names its product ectonucleotide pyrophosphatase/phosphodiesterase family member 7. NCBI's taxonomy places the organism in Eukaryota, Metazoa, Chordata, Actinopteri, Cypriniformes, Cobitidae. The record is from RefSeq and is a predicted model, not a curated record.